Messenger RNA from Prunus mume (Japanese apricot), 1906 nucleotides. RefSeq names its product NAD(P)H dehydrogenase C1 (gene NDC1). The record is from RefSeq and is a predicted model, not a curated record. Gene Ontology annotation, cellular component: chloroplast. Gene Ontology annotation, molecular function: NAD(P)H dehydrogenase (quinone) activity. Gene Ontology annotation, biological process: phylloquinone biosynthetic process; aerobic electron transport chain. Lineage: Eukaryota; Viridiplantae; Streptophyta; Magnoliopsida; Rosales; Rosaceae.
CCAAGCCCAACCCGCCGCCUUCUUUCUCAGUCUCAUCUGCCCACUUUCCAUAUUCUUCUUCAGUUCUUCUCCUUCAAUUCUUCUCCAGUCUUUUGCAGUGAUGACGUAACGCAUUACCCACAAAAAGAGAUAAGCUCAAAUGAUGUCAUCAGUUGCAUUAGCUGCUUCAGCAAGUUUUGUACCAUUCAAUUCUAGGGCAAAGCACUUGGCUAGACUAUUUCCUGGUUUCUCAAGAAGAUGUGGUGAGACCAACAUAUCAUUAUCUGCGAGUUCUCAACAGAAAGGAUUUCGGUUUGCUGUUGCUUCCAGUGCCUCCGGGACAAAUGGAAAUGUUGCAGAGAUACCUGAAGCUGAAACUGCACCUCAGUUAUAUUCUUGGCCAGAUAAGAAGAGACCAAGGGUAUGUAUACUAGGUGGUGGGUUUGGAGGUCUAUAUACUGCGUUAAGACUAGAAUCUUUGGAAUGGCCUGAUGACAAGAAACCUCAGGUGCUCCUUGUUGACCAGUCUGAACGCUUUGUUUUUAAGCCAAUGCUGUAUGAGCUUCUGUCUGGAGAAGUAGAUGCAUGGGAGAUAGCUCCUCGUUUUUCGGAUUUGCUGGCAAAUACAAGUGUGCUGUUUUUUCAAGACAAGGCCAAACUAUUAUAUCCCUCUGAUCAUUUCGAAGUGAAUGGACCUACGCAAUCCAGUCGUGGGGGAAGUGUGCUGCUUGAAAGUGGUCUCCUUGUUGAAUAUGACUGGCUAGUUCUUGCUUUGGGAGCUGAAGCUAAGCUUGAUGUUGUACCAGGAGCAAUAGAGUUCGCAUUGCCAUUCUCCACCCUGGAGGAUGCUCGUAAAGUUGAUCAUAAGUUAAGAACAUUGGAGAGGAGGAACUUCCGUAAAGAAUCUUCCAUUCGUGUGGCUGUGGUUGGUUGUGGUUACUCUGGAGUUGAGUUAGCUGCCACCGUAUCAGAGAGACUGCAGGAUAGAGGUACAGUACAAGCAAUUAAUGUGGAAACCACAAUCUGCCCGAAUGCCCCACCUGGCAAUAGGGAAGCUGCAAUUAAAGUUCUCUCAUCCAGGAAAGUUGAACUUUUUUUGGGUUAUGUUGUCCGUUGUAUUCGUAGAGAUGUUGAUCUGGAAGCUUCAGAAAAGCCAACAAAGAGCAUAGGUGUUGCUCAACAUGAUUCUGAGAAAUAUAUAUUGGAACUUCAACCUGCUCAAAGGGGAUUACAAAGUCAAACUGUGGAAGCAGAUAUUGUAUUAUGGACUGUUGGGAAUAAAUCUCUUCUUCCUAAGCUGGAACCCCGUGACAGGCCCUAUGACCUUCCCUUAAAUGCCCGGGGACAAGCUGAAACAGAUGAAACUCUUCGUGUUAAUGGCCACCCACGCAUAUUUGCAGUUGGUGAUUCUUGUGCUCUAAGGGAAUCCAGUGGAAGGCUUCUUCCUUCGACUGCACAGGUUGCUUUUCAGCAAGCAGACUUUGCUGGCUGGAAUCUGUGGGCUGCAAUCAAUGACCGUCCUCUUUUGCCAUUUAGGUUUCAGAAUUUAGGUGAGAUGAUAACUCUUGGCAGAAAUGAUGCAGCUAUCUCUCCAAGUUUCAUUGAGGGGCUAACUUUAGAAGGUCCUAUUGGCCAUACCGCGAGGAAAUUAGCGUACUUGAUUCGAUUACCAACUGAUGAGCAUAGGCUUAAAGUAGGAAUCAGCUGGCUCACAAAAUCUGCCAUAGAUUCUGUUGCAUCAAUACAGAGCACCCUGACUAAGGUUCUCUCAGACUCAUAAACUAUGGUUCAAUGGUUGUAAAGGAUCUAAUUGCUGGUAAAAUAAUUGUUACCAUUUAUCGUUUUAUUAUGAUCUAUAUAUAAAAGAUGAUGUGUAGAACAGUUUUAUAUCGAGUAAUGGAACAAAUGAUUGAUCUGUUUUUGUUGA